Molecule: messenger RNA, 845 nt
Organism: Drosophila nasuta
Lineage: Eukaryota; Metazoa; Arthropoda; Insecta; Diptera; Drosophilidae
Product: accessory gland protein Acp29AB-like
Exons: 2
Coding region: 45-767 (240 amino acids)
Source: RefSeq, a predicted model, not a curated record
UUGAGCUCAGUUAUUAAGAAGCUUUGUUGUAAGUCGGUUCAAAAAUGUUAUUCCUUUUGAGAGCCAUCGUUGUGCUCGCUCUUUUGCACUCCUUUGGACACACGCAAAAUGCAGACGAUCAGCUGGUGAUCAAAGUAAACCCAUGCGAUAGCUAUUGCUUCAAUGUGUUGAAGCCCAUGUUGGAGCACAUAUCCAUUAUGCAAAAUCGGUGGGAAGAAUGCGGAGCAAUGAAAUCGGCCAAUGCCAGCGACAGACUGGAUAAAAUUGAGCAACAGUUGCUGGCACAGCAAGCAAUUCAAGCGACAAAUGCAGCAGCUAUUCAGGAAAAUAAACAGAAUUUGACGGACCAAAUGAAGUCAAUUGAAAAGUAUAAGCGGGAAUUGCGAAAACCCUUUGAGAAGAUCGGAUCUGGAUAUUAUUACAUCGAGAAUGCGAUGAAACUCAGUUGGUUUGCAGCCGUCCACACAUGCCAUCGAUACGGUGGACAUUUGCUUGAGCUGAAUAAUCGCGAGGAACUGGAUGCACUCAUUCCGAAACUGCAUAAAGAUUACUCUUAUUGGAUUGACAUCAAUGACCUCAGCCAUGAGAAUGAAUUCCUUUCGAUGACAACAGGCCUGGGGGCAGAGUUUCUCAACUGGAGAACUGGGGAACCGAAUAAUGCACAGCAAUUGGAGCAUUGCGUGAAUAUGUUUGGAAUAGGUUUUCAAAUGAAUGACUUUAAAUGCGGCGCAGAGACGUAUUUCAUCUGUGAGUCAUUUGAGGAAUAAAACAAUACAUAAUAUGCGAGUGUACAAAAUAAAAAAUAAAUAAAUGUCUUAUGAAUUAUUACAAUAUGGAAAUAGCAU